AUUAUUUUUUAAUGACGUGCAUGAAAUCAGAAGUAGGUCAAUGUCACAGCCCAUGACGAAGGACUAGUGUAGAGAUUUUUUUCUCAUCGAGUGAAAUGGGUCUCUGUCCGCGGCCGACAAACAGCGGGCGAUUGUUGGUGUUCGUGUGCUUGUCGGUUCUCUUGCGAGGCGCCAGCGCCGCGGACGCCACCGUCGGCCCGGGCGCCGUCAAGCUGCCUGGACAAUCCCCGCCUCCGCCUGCAGCGGGGGCUGGGGCAGCAGCUGCGGCGCCGCCAGCAGCUGCAGUCAGCGGCGCCAGCACGAACAAGGGGUCCCCAGGCAAGGGUAAACUCGACGACGCCGGCGGCAGUGGAAGCGGCAGUGGCAGUGGAGAAGGCAGUGGGUCAGGAAGGGCGCCGCUGCCCGGAGCUACACCCACAGUCACUACUCUGAACCCAGCUGUAUCGCCUGGUGCGGCGGCGGCGGCGGGGGCGGCUGCUACGACGGCGGUGGCGGUUGGUACCGGCGGUGUUGUCGCCACAACGAUUCCUGCGAGUGCUGGCGGCGUCGCACCGGGCACUGCUUCGCAGGCGGCGGCGGCGAUAACGUCGCCACCUACUGCUUCUUCCCAGCAACCACCGGCGCAGCUGUCGGGUUCCUCUGGGUUGCCUCCCGACAGCGGCGUCGGCGGCGGCGGCGGCGGCGGAGGUGGCGGCAGCGGGGAUCCACCUGGCGGUGGAUCUGGAUCUGGGGAGCUCGGCUCCGGAGCAGGCUCGGCAGACGGCGGGUCCGGAGACCUGGGUUCCGGCAGCAAACCCACCUCGAAAUUGUCAGCCAAUAAAAUCGCGAGCAAUAAUGCGUCAGCGGGAUCGUUGCAGAGCAACCCGUCGCUCGCUAGCAACCUCACGAAUGUCAACAGCGUCAACGGAUCGACACCCAAGGGCACUCCCGCACCCGCUGCCACGACAAUAACUGCUCCGGUGGCCGCCACAACGACGAUGGCGGUGACAAUGGCGGGCUAA
Notodromas monacha is the source of this 1001-nucleotide messenger RNA. The record is from the annotation of a GenBank genome assembly. NCBI's taxonomy places the organism in Eukaryota, Metazoa, Arthropoda, Ostracoda, Podocopida, Cyprididae.